Messenger RNA from Terrapene triunguis (Three-toed box turtle), 4176 nucleotides. RefSeq names its product zinc finger protein 883-like. The record is from RefSeq and is a predicted model, not a curated record. Bases 93 to 2189 code for a protein of 698 amino acids. Gene Ontology annotation, molecular function: histone H3K36 methyltransferase activity; histone H3K4 methyltransferase activity; recombination hotspot binding. The transcript is spliced from 6 exons. Gene Ontology annotation, cellular component: nucleus. NCBI's taxonomy places the organism in Eukaryota, Metazoa, Chordata, Testudines, Emydidae. Gene Ontology annotation, biological process: positive regulation of reciprocal meiotic recombination; regulation of DNA-templated transcription.
GGCCGGUGACCUUCGAGGAGGUGGCUGUGUAUUUCACCAGGGAAGAGUGGGCUCUGCUGGACCCCACACAGAGAGCUCUCUACAGAAACGUCAUGCAGGAGACCUAUGAGAAUGUGACCUCACUGGGGUUUCCAAUUUCCAAACCUGACAUGAUGUCCCAGCUGGAACGAAGAAAAGAGCCAUGGGUCCCAGAUCUCCAGGGAUCUGAGGAAAGAAAGAUGCGGAGAAAUGCCUUCACAGCAGGUGAUGGGAUGAUGGGUAAGAACGCAGAUCAGAAUCCUCACGAGAAAGAUGCUGCACAAGUGGAAGCAUGUGGAGCAUCAUCACGAAGAUCCAAAGGGAAUGUGUCCAGGAGUCAUGAGCAGGGUAAAGCCUGUGACAGGCAGCACAGGCCAGAGAAGCAGCAGGGAAAUGAACUACAGGAGAAAGUUGGUAAAUCCAUUAAUAGUCAGGGAACUCAAAAGGACCUCAAGGAAACCACCACUCAGCAGAGAAUCCUCAAGGGGAAGAGGAAAAAUACAUGCAGUGAAUGUGGGAAAAACUUCAGUUACCACUCAGGCCUUAUUAGACAUGAGAUAAUCCACACAAAAGAGAGACCCUAUGCGUGCUGUGAGUGUGGGAAAAGCUUCAAUCAGACCUCAGCCCUUAUUAGACAUCAGCAAAAACACAGAGGACAGAGACCAUAUGAAUGCUGUGAGUGUGGUAAAAACUUCCCUGACAGCUCAACCCUUAUUAAACAUCAGAGAAUCCACACAGGGGAGAGACCUUAUGGAUGCUGUGAGUGCGGGAAAAGCUUUUCUCAGAGCUCAGCCUUUAUUACACAUCAGAGAAUCCACACUGGGGAAAGACACUAUAAAUGCUGUGAGUGUGGGAAAAGUUUCACUCAGAGCUCUGCCCUUAUUACACAUCAGAGACUUCACACUGGAGAAAGACCUUAUGAAUGUUGUGAGUGUGGAAAAAACUUCACCGACAGCUCCGCCCUUAUUAAACAUCAGAGAAUCCACACAAAGGAGAGACCCUAUGAGUGCUGUGAGUGUGGGAAAAGCUUUACUCAGAGCUCAGACCUUACUACGCAUCAGAGAAUCCACACAGGAGAGAGGCCCUAUGAGUGCUCUGAGUGUGGGAAAAGCUUCACUCAGAGCUCAGACCUUACUACACAUCAGAGAAUCCACACUGGGGAGAGCCCUUAUGAAUGCUGUGAGUGUGGGAAAGGGUUUACUCAGCGCUCAGCCCUUAUUACCCAUCAGAGAAUCCACACGGGAGAGAGACCCUAUGACUGUUGUGAGUGCGGGAAAAAAUUCACUGACUGUUCAGCCCUUCUUAAACAUCAGAGAAUCCACACAGGGGAGAGACCCUAUGAGUGCUGUGAAUGUGGGAAAAGCUUCACUCAGAGCUCAGCCCUUAUUACACAUAAGAGACUUCACACAGGAGAGAGACCCUAUGUAUGCUCUGAGUGUGGGAAAAACUUCACUCGGAGCUCCGCCCUUAUCUAUCAUCAGAGAAUCCACACUGGGAAGAGACCCUACGAAUGCUGUGAGUGUGGGAAAAGCUUCAAUCGUAGCUCAGCCCUUGUUAGACAUCAGCGAAUACACAGAGGAGACAAACCCUAUGAAUGCUGUGAGUGCGGGAAAAGUUUCAUGCAGAGAUAUACCCUUAUCUCUCAUCAGAGAAUCCACACGGGAGAGCGACCCUAUGAAUGCUGCAAGUGCGGGAAAAGCUUCACUCAGAGAUCAGCCCUUAUCUCUCAUCUGACAAUCCACACGGGAGAGCGACCCUACGAAUGCUGCGAGUGUGGUAAAAGCUUCACUCAGAGCUCAAACCUUACUAUGCAUCAGAGGAUCCACACAGGAGAAAGACCCUAUGAAUGCAGUGAGUGCAGGAAAAGUUUCACUCACCUCGCCUCCCUUAUCUCUCAUCAGAGAGUCCACACGGGAGAGAAACCCUAUGAAUGUUGUGAGUGUGGGAAAAGCUUCUCUCAGAGUUCAGCCCUUAUUACACAUCACAGAAUCCACACUGGAGAGAAACCCUAUGAAUGUUGUCAGUGUGCAAAAAGCUUCAGUCAUAGCUCAGCCCUUCUCUGUCAUCAGAGAAUCCACACAGGAGAGCGACCCUACAAAUGCUGCGAGUGCGGGAAAAGCUUCACUCGGCGCUCAAACCUUACUACGCAUCAGAAGAUCCACACAGGAUAGAGGCCCUAUGAAUGCAGUGAGUGCAGGAAAAGUUUUACUGACAUCUCCUCCCUUAUCUCUCAUCAGAAAGUCCACAUGGGAGAGAAACCCUAUGAAUGUUGUGAGUGUGGGAAAAGCUUCUCUCAGAGCUCAGGCCUUCUCUAUCAUCAGAGAAUCCAUAAAGGAGAUAAACUCCAUAAAAACCUUCUCUAGAGCUCUCAGAAGAUUUUUUUUUCUUUAAUUCUUUUCACAGUUCUCAGGUCGUGACCGUUAAGGCUGUUUGCAUCUUUUGCACACUGUAGUCCCUCAGCUCCCACACAUGAGUUGCCCGCUUUUGAAGCCUGCCCGUCUUUGGGGUUAUCCUGUGGUCCUUUCUAUCAACUCCAUUGUCCUGCGAGUCAUGGGAGUGGGUGGCCUUUCUACCAGAAAUGUCCAUCACCCCUGAUGGGGGAGAUAGGGGGUGUCUUCAACCAGCUACAUUGAGGUAAAAUCUACCUGGGCCUCAUCACUGUGGUUGCCAUGGAGUUAGCUAGCUUGAGUUCACUUUCCUGAUGUAAAAAGACAGCUAUUCUUGCAGUAAAGACAUGGGCCAUGGAUAGUGGGUGGGGUUAUCUUGCACAUUUCCUCCUGAUCUGACCUAACCACCAUCACAUUUCCUUGUCUAAACAAACCUGGAGAAUCACAUUUAUACUCUUCCUCCCAGUGCAAAGUUAUUGUUAGAGACGUCAAGUUCCUCUUUGAGGACAAAUUGUCUUGUUCCUAGUUGUUCUCACGUUACCCUGGAUCAUGCUGAACAGCAGUUAUUUUGUUGACCAUUUUUCUCAUUUAAAAUAUAUUUAAAUAUAGUGAAGAGCCGGAGCAGUGUCAGGGAAAUAAGGGUCAUUUCAGGCUCUGUGACACUGGAAGGAGAUGGGGUGACUCAGACAUUCCAUUCUUCCCCAUCACCCCAGAACUGUUACCUUGUGUCUGAGCCAUGCACAGUUCCCCCCUUCAUAUUCCUUCACUUCCCAAAGUUUCCGGUGAGGUAGUAUUCUUAGCUAUCCGUGCUUGGGAAUGGUGCUUGGAUGUCUUUGAUCCUAAAUCGGUUACUCUGGCAGGAGAUGAAAGUGUCACAGACCUCGAAGGGGAUUUCAAAUGGAUCCCAAGCACCAUUCAAAUCCCAUUUCCCCUCAAUUGGCAAAGCCACUUCUGGGAAGGUUGGCUGUUUCCUCCCUCCCUUUAUGAAGAUACUAAAACUUUUGUAAAUAACACUAAUGAGACAACACUAAAUGAAGCAGGUUUUAUGGGAGAAUCUCUCAUCCUGAUUCUGAGUUAUCAGAUGUAACCUACUCUGGAAUUUCCCUUUAAAUGAAAAUGAAAGUGUCUUCUACCUCUCUGUGAUAUUGGUUUUCUAUCUUUCAUAAAGGCUCCUUGGUCAUAUAAUGUUUGACACACGUAGCUCAGAUUUAUUGGGAAAUUUCAGACAAAUGACCAUCAUUCUUUAUUUCAGGAUGUAUCAACCCCAUGACACUGCCCAUAAUGAUGUAUACGUGGAGGAAACAGAAGUGGUGGUUUUUUUGAACUCACCAUUUGUGGGUGAUAUAAAUGUGUGUAGGAUGAAAUCAGUGUUGAAUGUGAGAUGGCUGCAGAAAAAAUAGCUAUUUUUUAAUAGAAACCUCAUCUCUCUUAUCUUACAGAGAUUCUGGUCCAGGCUUGUAUCUAAUCCCUAACCACAACUAUACUCAAGGGUUCACUGGUGGAAAGGGGGAUUAAAAGAAAACUAACACAUAUGAGAAGAUUCUUUAAUUGUUGAAUAUAUACUGUUACCAAUCAAAAUGAAAUUAAACAUGAAGUUACUCUUUAAUGAAGAAGAGACUUAAUUAUGUGAUCAACUGAAUUAUACUGGAAAAAUAAAACUUCAUUUCUUUUUCUUUUAGUUAGUAAUAUAGGAAAUGGUGGCUAAUCCUGAAAAGCUUCUUUGAUAUAACUUACCCCCUUUGGCCUAAAAUGUCCUGAUGUAAAACCUCAC